UGACAACAUGUGGGAUGAUGGUAAUUCUCUGGGGCCUAAAGAGGUGCACAGCUACUUAACCCGUAUGAUGUAUAAUAGGAGGAACAAGUUUAAUCCACUGUGGAACUCAUUUAUUCUUGGUGGAGUGAAAAAUGGGCAGAAGUACCUUGGCAUGGUUAGAAUGAUAGGUGUAAAUUUUGAGGAUAAUCAUGUAGCAACUGGGUUUGGGAAUCAUCUUGCCCGGCCUAUUCUUCGUGAUGAGUGGCACGAGAACUUGAGUUUUGAAGAUGGUGUCAAGUUACUGGAGAAAUGUAUGCGUGUACUGCUAUAUCGUGAUCGGUCUGCUGUCAACAAGCUUCAGGUUUGUUGUUUCCUUACAUCAUUUAUCAUGAUUUCCUUUUCACCUAGUGAGUAUAUGGAUUUCGUGUCCAACAACUCAUGCGAGGAUGAAGGGGGAGAGCAAUUUCUUAAAGGGAACCAGGGAUACCUGUCGAUGGACGAUCUCGACCGCCAAUAUUGGCCUUCCCAAAACAAUCACUCGGAAACGGACCGCGGGGAGGCACUGACUACGGUUCGCUUCAACUCUGGAAUGAGGGGCCUGGGAUUUACAGCUCCAGAAUCGCCGGGCGCAAACAGGGGCAUGUGUGAACAAGUUGGUAGGCAAAAAUGGGGACGCAGGAAAUCGGGAUUUGGGGGGAAAUAG
Messenger RNA from Juglans regia (Persian walnut), 682 nucleotides. RefSeq names its product proteasome subunit beta type-4-like. NCBI's taxonomy places the organism in Eukaryota, Viridiplantae, Streptophyta, Magnoliopsida, Fagales, Juglandaceae. The transcript has 3 exons. The record is from RefSeq and is a predicted model, not a curated record. Gene Ontology annotation, cellular component: proteasome core complex; nucleus; proteasome core complex, beta-subunit complex. Bases 8 to 682 code for a protein of 224 amino acids.